Sturnus vulgaris (Common starling) is the source of this 2951-nucleotide messenger RNA. It is a transcript of the gene NDUFS1, whose product is annotated as NADH:ubiquinone oxidoreductase core subunit S1. Gene Ontology annotation, cellular component: membrane. Gene Ontology annotation, molecular function: iron-sulfur cluster binding; NADH dehydrogenase (ubiquinone) activity. The record is from RefSeq and is a predicted model, not a curated record. Lineage: Eukaryota; Metazoa; Chordata; Aves; Passeriformes; Sturnidae. Gene Ontology annotation, biological process: ATP synthesis coupled electron transport.
GAGGCCGAGGCGGAGCGCAGCCGUCCCGCGGCGCCGCCGCUCGUCCUGCGCCAGCACCAUGCUUCGACUGCUUGCUGUCCCCAGGACCUUAGCUGGGGUCACCCAGUCCUCCAGAGUAUGUGGACGUACAACUGCAACAGCAGCCAGCAACCAAAUAGAGGUGUUUGUGGAUGGCCAUCCUGUAUUGGUGAACCCCGGAACCACAGUACUGCAGGCCUGUGAAAAGGCUGGAGUUCAGAUACCUCGUUUUUGUUACCAUGAUCGUCUCUCUGUUGCUGGCAACUGUAGGAUGUGUCUUGUGGAAAUAGAGAAAGCUCCAAAGCCCGUUGCUGCUUGUGCCAUGCCAGUCAUGAAGGGCUGGAAUAUACUGACAAACUCUGAGAAGUCCAGGAAAGCAAGAGAGGGUGUAAUGGAGUUUCUGCUGGCAAAUCACCCAUUGGACUGUCCUAUCUGUGAUCAGGGUGGAGAAUGUGAUCUGCAGGACCAGUCAAUGAUGUUUGGCAGUGAUAGGAGCAGAUUUAGAGAGAGCAAACGUGCUGUGGAGGACAAGAACAUUGGCCCGUUAGUCAAAACCAUCAUGACACGGUGCAUACAGUGCACUCGAUGCAUCAGGUUUGCUAGUGAGAUUGCAGGGGUAGAUGACUUGGGAACAACCGGAAGAGGAAAUGAUAUGCAAGUUGGUACUUACGUUGAGAAAAUGUUUAUGUCUGAGUUAUCAGGAAAUAUUAUUGACAUCUGCCCAGUUGGUGCUCUUACCUCCAAGCCAUAUGCCUUUACUGCACGCCCAUGGGAGACAAGGAAAGUAGAGUCAAUUGAUGUUCUUGAUGCAGUUGGAAGCAACAUCGUAGUGAGCACGAGAACUGGGGAAGUGAUGAGAAUUUUGCCAAGGCUGCAUGAAGAUAUCAAUGAGGAAUGGAUAUCUGACAAAACCAGGUUUGCUUAUGAUGGUCUGAAGCGUCAGAGACUUACUCAGCCAAUGAUCAAAAAUGAGAAAGGAGUAUUUGUUUAUGCCUCAUGGGAGGAUGUAUUAGCUCGUGUUGCUGGUGUGCUCCAGGCAGUGGACGGUAAGGCAGUAGCAGCAAUUGUAGGAGGGCUGGUGGAUGCAGAAGCACUAAUAGCUCUGAAAGACCUACUGAAUAGAGUGAAUUGUGAUACACUCUGCACUGAAGAGAUCUUUCCUACUGCUGGAGCUGGCACAGAUUUACGUUCUAACUACCUGCUGAAUACCAAGAUUGCUGGGGUGGAGGAGGCAGAUGUCCUCCUUCUGGUUGGCACCAAUCCACGCUUUGAGGCACCGCUUUUUAAUGCUAGAAUUCGAAAGAGCUGGCUUCACAAUGACUUGCAAGUGGCCCUUGUUGGCUCUCCUGUGAAUUUGACCUACACGUAUGAACAUCUAGGAGAGUCCCCACAGAUACUUCAGGACAUUGCUUCUGGCAAACAUCCCUUCUCCAAGGUCCUUGACCAGGCCAAAAAGCCAAUGGUGGUGGUGGGCAGUGCAGCCCUGCAGCGCGGUGACGGAGCUGCCAUCCAUGCUGCAGUUUCCACCAUUGCACAGAAUGCCAGGGCCAGGAGUGGUGCUGGUGCUGAUUGGAAAGUCAUGAACAUCCUACACAGGGUUGCAAGCCAAGUCGCUGCUUUGGACCUGGGUUUCAAACCAGGAGUGGAGGCAAUUAGGAAAAAUCCUCCCAAAGUAUUGUAUCUCUUGGGAGCAGAUUCGGGCUGUAUAACGCGUAAAGACUUGCCAAAGGACUGUUUUAUCAUCUAUCAAGGGCAUCAUGGGGAUGUGGGAGCUCCCAUGGCUGAUAUUAUUCUCCCAGGAGCAGCAUAUACAGAGAAGGCAGCCACAUAUGUGAAUACUGAAGGUCGGGCCCAGCAGACAAGAGUAGCAGUAACACCUCCUGGGAUGGCAAGGGAAGACUGGAAAAUUAUUAGAGCUGUCUCUGAGUUGGCUGGUUUGACCUUGCCUUACGAGACCCUUGAUGAAAUACGGAAGCGUUUAGAAGAAGUAUCACCCAAUCUGGUUCGAUAUGAUGACGUGGAAGAAGCAAACUACUUCAUCCAGGCAAAUGAAUUGGCAAAGUUAGUGAAGCAAGAGCUUCUUGCUGAUCCUCUUGUUCCACCUCAGCUCACAAUAAAAGACUUCUAUAUGACAGAUUCCAUCAGUAGAGCAUCCCAGACAAUGGCCAAGUGUGUGAAAGCCGUUGUUGAAGGUGCCCAUGCAGUAGAAGAGCCAUCCAUCUGCUAGAGACUAAUCAGACUGCCACCACCUUCUUCUAGGUUUUUGUUGCAGUUAACUGCUGUGACUGAUACAUUUUUUUCCAAAAUCUCUUUGACAGGCUGUUGUAUUUUUUUCUUCCUUCAUUCACAUUUUCAUCACUUUAAGUAGCCCCAUUAUACUGUAGGACUGUUGUUGUGUCUGAGGGAACAUGCAGCACUCAACUUACUGUACCCAGAGGCAGGGUACAUGAUGAUUGUAUACAAAUAAAUUAUGAAUACCAAGCCACCCAUUACCUGUGUAAUUCAUGUAGCUCAUGCUUCUUCCACAAAAAGAAUUAAGUAAGCAACUCAGACUCAGUAAAUCUUGAUGUUCUAGGAAGGGGUUUACAUGGCAGAAAUACUAGAUUGUAAUUUCCUUCCAGAGUAUCUAGGUAUGUUAAUAUUAAACCCCGGUCAGAAUGUGAACAUGCUAUUUUUGUAAUGUACUUUUAAAGCAAGUUGUCCCUCAUACCUGGUUUAUGCCAAUGUUCAGACCUAUCUCUGCUCUGGAUACUUGUAUGUUUCUUCAUUUAGUUUCAGUUGAGACUACUCUUGGAGGAAAUACAAAUAAUUUUGAUGUUGUGGGGGAAAAAAGCAGGCUUCACACAGCUUCCUCAUACUGAACGGCUUUAAAAAUUAGCAGAAAGACUGAAGGCCUUUAUACCAGUUCAAAUACAGAAAAAAAAAUCUCAGAA